Messenger RNA from Lachancea fermentati, 1323 nucleotides. The record is from the annotation of a GenBank genome assembly. Lineage: Eukaryota; Fungi; Ascomycota; Saccharomycetes; Saccharomycetales; Saccharomycetaceae.
AUGUGUGCAGACCGAGCCAACCAUGUGAUGACGAGUGAAAAGGAUGCAGAUCAAACAUAUAUCGACACACUUUGGAACAAGCAGUUUCACUUCCUUUCUUUUCUACCGAGCCAUCUGCAGGAAGAAAUUGACAAAAAGAAGACCGUAUUCCAGAAACUCGAGGAGCUGCAAGAUCAAAACAGUGGGGUUACCUCUUCGGAAGAUUCAAUGCUAGUGAGAUAUAAGGCUUCUAGUAGCAAUGAGAGCAAUCUUUCAUUAACAACAGGCGUUUUCAGCAAAGAAGAUAAUUUUCAUUCGCUAAUGGGACGCCAUGAGCAGCUCUUGUCCCAUAAACCAAGGUGGCAUGCACCCUGGAAACUAAUAAGGGUAAUAAAUGGACACACAGGUUGGGUGAGAUGCGUUUCUGUCGACCCUGUUGACAAUGAAUGGUUCGCGACGGGAAGUAAUGAUACUACAAUAAAAAUUUGGGAUCUCGCAAGCGGAAAGUUGAAAUUGACCCUAGCUGGUCAUAUAAUGACUGUACGAGACUUGGCUAUAUCGAAAAUUCACCCUUAUAUGUUUUCUGCAAGUGAGGACAAACUAGUGAAAUGCUGGGAUUUGGAAAGAAACAAAUCAAUUAAAGAUUUCCAUGGUCAUCUUUCUGGAGUUCAUACAGUCGACGUGCACCCCACUGUAAACAUUAUCGCGAGUGCAGGCAGAGAUGCGGUAGUUAGAAUAUGGGAUAUUAGGACAAGACUGCCUGUAAUGACUCUCUCAGGCCACAAAGGUCCCAUCAGCAAGGUCAAAUGCUUCCCUGUUGAUCCUCAAAUAGUUAGCUGCUCAUCUGAUAACACUGUCAGACUUUGGGAUAUUACUGCCGGAAAAGCCAUGAAAGUCCUUACUCACCAUAGCAAAACUGUUAGAGAUAUUGCUGCUCAUCCCACCGAAUAUUCCAUCGCAACAGCGUCGACAGAUGACGUGCGUUCUUGGCGACUACGAGAUGGCCAUUUACUUACAAAUUUUGAAUCCGAAGGUUUAGGAAUUAUAAACAGUCUAUCGAUAAAUCACGAUGAUGUUUUGUUUGCUGGAAAUGACAGCGGAAUGCUAUCGUUUUUCGAUUAUAAAACCGGCCAUAAAUAUCAGGAAUUGCAGACAACGGAAAUUCCAGGCUCGUUGGAAAGUGAGAGAGGAGUAUUAGCGAGCUCAUUCGACGAAACAGGGUUGAGACUAAUCACAGGUGAGAGUGACAAGAGUAUAAAGAUGUGGAAACAGAUUCCUGGUGCCAGCCCUGAGACACAUCCAGGACUCCCAUGGAAUCCCAAAUUAUCGUCUCAAAGGUUUUAA